AGCACCUGCUCUUCCCUCUCCCUGCUGCAAGAGAGAAGAUGACCGGAGGGGGCGCGCUCGCCGUCGGCUCGGAAGGCGGCGGUGGCGGCGCGAUAACGUUCACGGUUGUGAUGAGCUGCCUCACCGCGGCCUCCGGCGGGCUCCUGCUUGGAUACGACAUCAGUGUUACAGGAGGAUUGAUGCAGAUGGAAUCGUUCCUCCAGGCGUUCUUCCCGGAGAUCCUCCGGAAGACGAACAAUGCGCAGCAGGACGCGUACUGCAUCUUUAGAAACCAGGAGCUCACCAUGUUCGUCUCCUCGUUAUACCUCGCCGCCAUUCUCUCCUCCCUGGUCUCCGGCCACUUGACCAGGACGGUGGGCCGGAGGAACUCCAUGCUGAUCGGCGGCUUCCUGUUCUUGGCCGGCGUCGUCCUCAAUUUCACUGCCGUCAACAUCAGCAUGCUCGUCAUCGGCCGCAUCCUCCUCGGCCUCGCCGUCGGCUUCACCAGCCUGUCUGCACCGGUGUACCUGGCGGAGAUAGCACCGGCACGGUGGCGAGGUGCGUUCACGAGCUGCUUCCACUUCUUCUUCAACCUGGGCAUGUUAAUGGCGGACCUGGCGAACUACGGCACCAACACCAUCCCGAGGUGGGGCUGGCGCCUCUCGCUCGGCGUCGGCCUCGUCCCGGCCGCCGUCAUAAUCGUCGGCGCGGCGCUCAUCCCCGACACGCCCAACAGCCUGGUGCUGCGCGGGAGGCUCGACGAGGCCCGCGCCUCGCUGCGGCGCAUCCGCGGGGCGGCGGCCGACACCGAGGCGGAGCUCGAGAGCAUCGCCCGCGCCGUGGAGCAGGACCGCAGGCACGCGUCCGGCGCGUUCCGGCGCCUGUUCUGCCGGCGCGAGUACCGCCCCCACCUCGUCAUUGCCGUGGCGACGCCGGUGUUCUUCGAUCUGACGGGCAUGAUCGUGGUGUCCAUUUUCACGCCGCUCCUCUUCUACACCGUCGGGUUCACGAACCAGAAGGCCAUCCUGGGCUCCAUCAUCACCGACGUGGUCAGCCUCGCGUCCAUCGCCGUCGCAGGGCUGGCCGUCGACCGCUACGGUCGCCGCUCCCUCCUCAUGCUGGGGAGCGCCGUGCUGAUCCUCUCCCAGGUGGCCAUGGCGUGGGUCUUCGGCGCGCGGCUGGGGACCGACGGCGGGAAGUCCAUGCCCCGCGGGUACGCGGCGGCGGUGGUGGCGCUGGUGUGCGUGUACACGGCCGGGUUCGGCUUGUCGUGGGGCCCGCUGAAGUGGGUGGUCACGACCGAGAUCUUCCCGCUCGAGGUGAGGCCGGCAGCGCUAGGCCUGGGCGGCGCCAUCUCCGGGGUGCUGGUCUUCGUGCAGUCGCAGUCGUUCCUGGAGAUGCUGUGCAGCUUCAAGUACGCCACCUUCUUGUUCUACGCCGGGUGGGUGGUCGUCAUGGUGGCGUCCGUUGCGGCGUUCCUGCCGGAGACCCGGGGCGUGCCCAUCGAGGCCAUGGGCGCCGUGUGGGAGCGGCACUGGUACUGGAACCGCUUCGUCACGCCGGCGCCCGCGUCAGCACCCGCCAAAAUUUCAGAUGGGCCGGUUUAAUUUGGGCUGGGUUUUACACGGUCCACAUCGAAAUCAAGAUACCCUGUUGAUCCUUAAUAAAAAGGAACAAUAUCAUCCUGCUGCGUCAACUAAUGGAGCAGUUUGUUAUUUUUUUUGGGAA
This is a messenger RNA of Panicum hallii, 1707 nucleotides long. RefSeq names its product sugar transport protein MST1-like. The transcript has 3 exons. The record is from RefSeq and is a predicted model, not a curated record. Gene Ontology annotation, biological process: monosaccharide transmembrane transport. NCBI's taxonomy places the organism in Eukaryota, Viridiplantae, Streptophyta, Magnoliopsida, Poales, Poaceae. Gene Ontology annotation, molecular function: monosaccharide transmembrane transporter activity. Gene Ontology annotation, cellular component: membrane. The coding region runs from base 39 to 1586 and encodes 515 amino acids.